This is a messenger RNA of Hyaloscypha bicolor E, 4281 nucleotides long. RefSeq lists its product as uncharacterized. Bases 1 to 4281 code for a protein of 1426 amino acids. The transcript is spliced from 3 exons. Gene Ontology annotation, molecular function: histone H3K9 demethylase activity; histone H3K36 demethylase activity. Gene Ontology annotation, biological process: chromatin remodeling. Gene Ontology annotation, cellular component: nucleus. The record is from RefSeq and is a predicted model, not a curated record. Lineage: Eukaryota; Fungi; Ascomycota; Leotiomycetes; Helotiales; Hyaloscyphaceae.
AUGUCGACCGAUGCGAUGGCCGUUGCGGCCCCGGAGAGUGAGCCUGUGGGCCUCCACUCUCCCCCCGACUCCAAUUCCGCCCCCAAGGACAAUGGCAGCGACUCUGAACUGUCUGAUCUCGAGCCAGACCCCGAGCCCGAGCCCGAGCCGGAGACGAACGAACUUCAUGACCUCAAGCCUGACCAUUACUCCGACGGUGGCGUGCCAGUUUUUCGCCCUUCAAUGGAAGAGUUUGCCGACUUCCAGCGAUACAUGCGCGGAAUCAACUCGUACGGAAUGAAAUCCGGCAUCGUCAAAGUUAUUCCCCCUCCCGAAUGGCUCGCCGCCCAGCCGUCCCUCGGCGAAGCUAUCAAGACAAUCCGAGUUAAGGAGCCGAUCAAGCAAGAUAUCAUGGGCACAAGCGGUACAUAUCGCCAAGCAAAUUUCAUGCAUCAGCGGUCAUACAACCUCCCUCAGUGGCGACAGUUGUGCGAGCAAAGCGAGCAUCAGCCCCCUGCUAAGAGAGGAGAACGACGGUUGAAUCAAGACAAGUACACACCAAGAACUAAAUCCUCGGGGAUCCCUUCCUCUGGAACAAAGAAGAAGAAGGGCCUUAGUCGCCCCAACAAGGGGAAAGGAAAGUCAGUGAUAGAUGAGCCGACUGACGGUGCAAGCACACCUGAUCGUCUCCCAACUCCAGUCUCUCCAACAAUGAAAACCGAGGAAGAUACUAUUCACAUUAAGGAGGAAGCAGAUGAUGUGUGUGACACCCCAACCAAGAGGAUGGGGGGACGGCAGCCUAAGGCCAUAUCUGUCUCGUCCCGUCGCAAGAACAACCGAAGUGAAAGUGCCGCAGUUGAUGAAGCUGCGUUCAAGGACUUCAAAUACGAACUUGAAGGCGAAGAUUACAGUCCGGAGCGCUGCGAAGAGCUUGAACGGGCUUACUGGAAGACUCUUACCUACGCCUCACCUCUUUAUGGCGCAGAUAUGCCCGGUACACUCUUCGAUGACCGAACGACUACCUGGAACCUAGGUAAACUCGAGAAUCUUCUCGAUGUUCUGGGUACAAAGAUUCCAGGCGUCAACACGGCGUACCUAUAUCUGGGCAUGUGGAAGGCAACAUUUGCGUGGCAUCUCGAGGACGUUGACCUCUACAGCAUCAACUACCUUCACUUCGGAGCUCCAAAGCAAUGGUAUAGCAUCUCCCAGGGCGAUGCUCGGCGAUUUGAGGCAGCCAUGAAAGCUAUUUGGCCUGUUGAUGCCAAAGCAUGUGAUCAAUUCCUUCGUCACAAGACGUUCUUGAUCUCCCCUGCGCACCUACUUGCCAAUUUCAACAUCAAAGUUAACAAGAUCGUCGCUUAUCCUGGCGAGUUCGUUAUCACAUUUCCAUACGGAUACCACUCGGGUUACAAUCUUGGUUAUAAUUGUGCCGAGGCUGUGAAUUUUGCCCUGGAUUCUUGGCUGGAAUUUGGUCGCGUAGCCAAGAAGUGCGACUGCAGUCAAGCGCAAGAUUCUGUUUGGAUCAACGUGCACGAAAUUGAAAGGAAGCUCAGAGGCGAGGAGACUGAGUAUGAGGAGACAGACGAGGAAGACGAAGAGGAUGAAGAAGACGACUUACCCAAUAAUCUUCCGACGCCUCCUGAGAGCAGUGGCGAUACGAAAACCAAAGCUCCCCGCAAGAAGCGGAAGCGGCCAACGAAUGAGAAAGGCGACAAUCUCAACGUCAAGCGCAUUCGUGUACGCAUCAGGGCGCCAACGAGAGAGCCAUGCAUUCUCUGUCCCAAUGACAUCCCAUCCGAGCCUCUACUUCUCACUGAAGAUGGCCAGAAAGCACAUCGCCUAUGCGCUUUGUACAUACCUGAGACAUCGAUUGAGACUGGCGAGAAAGAGACUGUCAUUGACGUCAAGUACAUUGACAAGGCUCGCAAGGAGCUCAAGUGCAACUACUGCCGAUCGAGGAAGGGAGCAUGCUUCCAAUGUUCGCAGAAGAAGUGUACAAGAGCUUAUCAUGCCACUUGUGCCGCUGCCGCAGGUGUUUUGGUGGAGCAAGGCGAAAUUCCCGUCUUCGGCGAAGAUGGCACCGAAUACAAAGAAUGGGGCAUCGAAUUCAGUUGCCGCUUCCAUCGCACCAAGCGCGACAAGAAAUUUGAUGGUGAUGCUCUGGAUGACGAUGAGCGUAUACUUAAGGCUGCUUCUGAACUAAAGGUUGGCGAGGUCUGCCAGAUGCAGUACUACAAAGGUGACAUAUUCGCUGGUGCGGUUGCGGAAAAUCGCAAGAGUGAACAAAUGGUUCUCGUUGAUAUUCUUCCGAGGGGCGGACGAGUGGAGGUGGAGUACAAAUGGCUCCUCAUUCCAGACCCUGCGGACUAUCGUUUGCCAAAACCUUCGCCUAACGCCAAGCCAAUGCCGAAGUCCUACAAAGACAAAGAAUCACUCAACACCAGCAAGCGUCAAGUGGAUGACUUACCACGUGCAGAAGAUCCUUUCAUCGAGGGCUUUACUUGGGCCGAGUUCAAGAGCCACAAAGUGUUGCGCAACCCCGCCCAAGUUAAGGUAGAUCUGCAGAAAGACAACCAAGUUUGGUUUUACCUUGGCAAAACUUCUACGGAAGCAAAAGCACAAUUCACAGAGGAUCCGGCGAAGCCACGACACAACCCGAAGGGUCAUUUCUUGGACACAAUUCCCAAGCCUUCCGCCACGCUACCGCGGCAGUCUUAUGCUGCAACGUACCCUUCAGGUCUCAGCCAGAAUACUUUGGCAGCAACCAAGGCGCCGAUUCGACCUUCUCUGCCUACGGCUACGAGCUCCACCAGACCAGAGAAGCCAUAUGUAUACAAGCCUCGAAACACUGGUGAUAUGUACCGUGUUGAUCCACAAGCUUACCGUUCUCAGCAAAACUUCCUCCAGCGAUCAACUCCGUAUAGUUUUGGUACCGAUCCGAGAUGGCGAGCCCCGGAGUCAAAUUCAACAGCUCCUUAUUCGCAGAAUUCUUCUCCUGCCGCCGCCGCCAACCUCACAACGUCUUCGGCGAGAGCCCCUUAUUCGCAAAAUGCUUCUCCUGCAGCCGCCAUCCUUCCGCCAUCAUCAGCGAGAGAUCCUUAUCCGCAGAAGGUUUCUCCUGUCUUGCCUUCAUCGGCGAGUCAUAAUCCUCUUGCUCCUCCCCUCCAAGCUCCUUACCGACCGCCAUAUUCACAAGCACCUCCAGUGCCCCCCAAGACAAACAAUCCUUUUAGCGGGAGACCCCAAACCUCGAGCUCGAGGCCGAAUCCUUUUGCGAAGUAUUCAUACCUGCAAAAGGAGCACAACAGGUCUCCACUUGAGUACAAGAGUCCUUACCGACCUGGUGGUGGCUUCAUGAAUGGAUAUCAGGGGAGCCUUGAGAAGCAUCUGCAGCAGACUUUGUUCCGCAGCAAAUCUGGAUCUGGCACGCCUUUAUCGAACCCUCAGAUAUCGUAUGGCAGCAAUAUGAGAACUCCGUACCCUCCAAGUCAGCCUUCGCCAAGUCCAUCUUACAGUGUUGGCACGUCCUCCUCUUAUGGAGGAUACGGAACUCCCACCCCAACAAGACAGGUACAGCAGCCAACGAUGAACAAUGCUGCUUCGGAUACGUGGGAGAAGAAGGACACUUCUCAAUUGCACCCAGCUAUCCGACCUGAAUAUAGUUCGAUGUUCCAUCACCACCAGCCUCCUCAACGCCCUCCACCUUCUCAAUACCAAGGACCUGUUCUGCAAUCUCCCGCUUUGUAUGAUAGACCUCAUUUGCAUCAAUCGCAUCACAAUCAUGCACCUCAGGCUCUGCCGCAGCAACAAGGCAUGGCUCAACCAGCGCCUCAGCCCCAAAUUUCACAGACGAUCCAGCUGGCAUCAUCCACACAAUCACCCUCUUUUGGACAGUGCUACCAAUCUCUGUCUCCGGUGGUGACACAAUCACCACCGCAUCCUCCUGUUCCACAGCCGCAGUACCAGCCUUAUCCUCAGGCUGUGGUGGAAUCACCAAUUCAAGCGACAGCUUCUCAGCCGCGACACCAGACUCCUCCGCAAGUCUAUCAGGAAAACAAGCCUGUCUAUCCACAUCCGCAAUAUUUCCGGAAGCCAGAGGCACGACUUCAAGCCCAACCGCUAGCUCCGCCUGAAGAUCAACCACAAGGUCAAGGUCAAGGUCAAGAACAAGCGCUGCAGCCACUAGCGCAGCCAUCCCAAGCUCGUGACUUCCCGGAUGUUCCAGCAGAUUCGACUUCUCUCAUCGAGAAAAUGAUACAGAACUUGAAGAAAGCCACACCGGCCGCAUCGGCGACUUUCUGA